Amphiprion ocellaris (clown anemonefish) is the source of this 1756-nucleotide messenger RNA. RefSeq names its product glycoprotein hormone beta-5-like. Gene Ontology annotation, cellular component: cytoplasm; extracellular region. Gene Ontology annotation, biological process: G protein-coupled receptor signaling pathway; regulation of thyroid hormone receptor signaling pathway. NCBI's taxonomy places the organism in Eukaryota, Metazoa, Chordata, Actinopteri, Pomacentridae. The record is from RefSeq and is a predicted model, not a curated record. Gene Ontology annotation, molecular function: hormone activity. Bases 964 to 1359 code for a protein of 131 amino acids. The transcript is spliced from 3 exons.
UUGGCUCCAUAUCUACAGUAGAACAUGCUAGCUGUGUGUUAGCAUGUUUUAGCUCCCUGCUAAUAUCAUAGAAACACUUCUGUGUAACAGUACAAGUGAAACAGUUUUAGAUUAAACGUGGAGUCCGCAAUUUAGGAGAAAGAUUUGUUCAUUUCUUUAUCCAGUCAGCAUAAUGUAUGGCGUGUUUGCUUUUUAUUUACAGAGCCAGGGCUGUGGAGAAAACCAGAUAUUUUCGUGAAUUUAACAAAAAAAAGUGUUAGACAAGAAUCGCUGACUGCUCCUUUAAUCCCCAUUAACUUGCAUACAGUGUCAAAAUUAGUGAUCAGACUUGCUUAAACUUGUUGGAAAAGUAACACAAAAUCUGCAUUUAGAGUUAUAUUGUUGUUAUGCCAUAAUGCAAUCCGUACACACGUGGUUUGGUAAAUCUGUAAGCACCAAUAAAUAGAAACCAGUUGCCAGAAAUGGAAGCAAAAUUACAUCUGAAACUCUGAACACAAUGUUAUGAUUAGAAGUUACAUUAAAUAAAUGCAACUUUUUGGGCACAAACAUCUCCCUGUGAUAGCAGAAAGUUGAAUUACCACCAUCUAAACCUCAUUUAAUGGCUUUAUUUUGAAAUAAUUCCUAGGUUUUAAAGAGUUCAGUCUUGGCACUCCUCACAUCAGACUGAAGCUGGAUUAAAAAGCUGCUCCCACUAAACUCCCUCUCUCACUGAGAGAUACAGGCUGAGGUUAACAAAACAUAGACAAGCAUCAGUAUUUUCCAGGGAGUCUCCAUUAUUUCUGGCUUUGGGGUCUCUAAUGGUAUUUCAUUGUAAUUGCGAUGAUGUCAGAGUGUCCGUCCGCCCUAAUGGCCUUCUAAAAACAACAACAAGGACAGAUUGGUUCCAUUCACCGGAUCGUCCACUCGCAGACGCACACAGAGUCCAGCAGCUCAGAACCUCUGCAGGAUCUUCAGCCGAGAAGCAUGCCCCUCAAUCCUCUCUCCCUCUCCUUCCUCGUAGUCCUGGUUGCCGGGGCAGCCGUGGUGUGCGUUGCCGUGACAAUGACGACGACGCUCCACGGUUUCCGAGGCUGCGCGGUGCGAGAGUUCUCCUUCGUGGCCCAGAAGCCCGGUUGCAAGGGGUUGCGCAUCACCACCGAGGCCUGCUGGGGGCGCUGCCACACCUGGGAGAAACCCGUCCCAGAUCCUCCCUACAUCCACCGCCACCACCGUGUUUGUACCUACAGCAGGACCAGACACAUGACGGCCCGGCUGCCCGGCUGUUCGCCCGGAGUCUCUCCUCUCUACCACUACCCAGUAGCUCUGCACUGCCACUGCGCCGUCUGCUCCACUCAGGACACCGAGUGUGAAACCUUCUGAUGGACACUUCCUGCUAACUGCGCUAUCAGCUUAAUAAAAUGAUAAAAGGUGUCUGAGUGAGUGGGAGUCCUGCUGAGGCGAAGUACUGAAAGGAUGUUUGAUCUACUAACUGACACAUUUGUAGAAUGAAGAAGUUCUAAAUGUCUGUAUGUAAGACAGGAGAGGCAACAGAGCAAACAUUAUGUUCCUGAAUCUGACUACUGUCAUUCAAAGACACUUUUAGAUGAUAUAUCUGAACUGUAGCUCUUAUUAUAAUCUAAAAACAGAAAGUAUGUGUAUUUCAACUGUUGUCAGGAAGCUUUUCUAGAGCCUCAGACACUUUCAGCAUAUAGUUCACAGUACUGACAUAAAAAUGCUAAUUUGUUUGAGUAGAAUCGCAAAUAAACUGCUAAAAUGA